Molecule: messenger RNA, 648 nt
Organism: Suillus subalutaceus
Lineage: Eukaryota; Fungi; Basidiomycota; Agaricomycetes; Boletales; Suillaceae
Exons: 6
Coding region: 1-648 (215 amino acids)
Source: RefSeq, a predicted model, not a curated record
AUGCGUCAAGUUCACCUCGCCGUGCUCCUUGGCUUUGCCGCUUUUGCCACAGCUUUGCCAUCACCCUCCAUUGCUACUCAUGAUUACAAUCAUUACAAUCCUCACUCAGCCAAAGAUGCCAAAGUGCUAAUCCUUGGAGGAGGUGUUGCUGGCAUCAUUGCAGCAAUGACGAAACACAAAUUAUCAAGGGAUUCGACUCAAGAAACCCACACAUCUAACGAAGCAACAGCUCGUGGAAGCUCGCACCGACCCUGUAACAGAGCCGGGGUCAAGAGCAAUGUUAAGUACAGUGCAAAGAAGUUAAGGAUAUUGCGCUCAAAGGAUUCCCAUAGCCCUGCUCCCCCGAAUAUCAAGGAUCAGGCUGCCUCAUCUGGUGUGGAACUGGAGGCUGAUAUCCAAUCAGCACUUUGGGAUGCACAAGAGGCUGCAAGACGCAUGUAUCCACUUCCUGGACCUGCGAUAACUGUGGCGUCUGUUGACCAAGACGCACAAGCGGAUCUCGAUGCUGCUGAUGGUUUCCAGGACACAUAUUUGAAACCCCUCAGGAUAUUCGACACUGUUAUUGGAGAGAUUGCGAAUCUCAAGUGGAUCACGAUGAAGUGGUACUCAAACUUCUCGAGAAAAUAUGUCAAGUUUACAGUUUUGUGA